Messenger RNA from Dendrobium catenatum, 539 nucleotides. RefSeq lists its product as uncharacterized. The transcript has 4 exons. Lineage: Eukaryota; Viridiplantae; Streptophyta; Magnoliopsida; Asparagales; Orchidaceae. The record is from RefSeq and is a predicted model, not a curated record. Bases 66 to 539 code for a protein of 157 amino acids.
UCAAGUCCUUUGUGUUUAAUUUAUGCACUUAAUAGCUCACAAAAUCCUUCCAUCUCGUAGAGAAUAUGGAGGUUCCGCCUCUCUUAAUCCACCUCCACAAGUUAUCUCCGGCGACGUCGGAGGAAUCUUUGGACGGCGUCCUAGAAACCCUAUGGGAGACGAGGAAAUCAGGUCUAUCCCCCAUCCAGAGGACGCAAAUCCAUUCCUUACUCAACCUCCCGGUUCCUCAGGAGCUAGACACUGUUCUGUCUUGCCUACGUUUUAUCAUCAGAAAAGUUUCGAAAGAGAAGCUUGCUGUAGAGGAGUUACAGAGACUCUUUCCAGUUGACCUCUCAACUGAUAUUCAGAAAACUCUUGUUACAUUAUUGCAGAAAUAUCAAAGCCAAUGGGAGAAGGAAGUUGCACGUGAGCAGAUGAGUUGGCUCGCAUCUUUGGUGUAUCGAAUACAAGGCAACGAAGAUAAGUUUUCACACUGCGAUUCAGUACCUUCAUCUGGCCAUCCGUCUAAGGGUGGUAAGCUGUACUCCGUUUUAGGAUAG